AUGAGUCAAGCACCAAAUCCAUUUACUCAAGCAGCUAGUCAAGGUUAUGGUGAUUUUGCAGCAACGUUAGAUGACGAAGAUCAAGAUGAAAAUAAUGAAGAACAACAAAUAGAAGAUGAACUGGAAGGACCCGAAUCACCUGAACCUGAAGAACAGGAAACCGAUGAAAUUGGUUUUACUCAAACUCAAGAACGUUCGUAUCCAACUGGUAUUGAAUCGCCCGAUGAAGAUGAGAAUGAGGAGCAAAAUGAAAUAUCUGAUCAUGAACCAGAACAAGAAGAUAAUGAUGAAGAAGCUGGGCCUAGUUCACCACCAGCUGAAGAUUCAAACGACCAACAACAAGAGGUGAAAGAAGAAGAAGGAGAAGAAGAAGAAAAGCAAGAAAGUGAAAAUGAUGAAGAUUCAAAUAAAAAACAAUCUCAAUCACUUCGUCGAGUAAAAAUCAUGGACGAUUCAGAUAAUGAUGACGAACAACCAACUGAAUCUACUAGCACUGUUAACAAAGAUAAAAAUCGUAAUUUUCUCAAACAGAUGACCAUGAAAAAUGAUGAAUCACAAAAGAAACACAAAAAGCGUCGAAGCGAUGAACAUCAUCAUCAUCACCAUCAUCAUCAUCAUGAACAUAAAUCAAAGCGUUUCCGAAAAACUUCAAAUGAUGAAGAAGUUGAUCAAACUGAAGAACCUGAAAAAAAAAAAACCAAAACUGCUGAAGCCACUUCUGAUGUUGAAGAUGUUGUGGAUGAUAUAUUUGGAAACGCUGUAAAUGAUAAUGAUGAGGAAGUUGACGAUCGUCAAGAAGCUGCUGCUGAAUUAGCAGAUUUAAAUGAUGACGAAGCUGUACAAGAACCAGAGGAAGAAGAAGAAGAAGACGAAGACAAUAACGAAGAGCAACAAACAUUUGACACCCAAGAAGAAGACGAUGAAGGUACCUUAGCACGUAAGGCUAGUAAUGCUGCUGCAAAAAAUAGUAAUAUUACGUAUGAUAUUGAUCUAUACUUGGAAAGAAAAGCUGAAAAACGUCGUGGAAAUCGUCGUCGUGGUGGAAAAAAUGGUGAUAUUGAUUUAGGUCCCGAUGAUGAUCAAUUUGUAUCAAAGUUGAUUGAUCAAAUGAAAAUAGCCACUGAAGAAGAUCGAAUAUUUAAUAAAAGUCGACAACCAGCUACAGCUAAACUUCUUAUGUUACCAGCGGUUGAGCAGCAUUUGUGCCGAGCUGAUUUAACUGAAAUAUUUCUUGAUAAUGGAAUAUUAACUGUUUUCAAAGAUUGGCUCAGUCCUUUACCGGAUAAAAGUUUACCCAAUACUAAAAUUCGAGAAGCACUUAUCAAAAUUCUUCAGCAAUUUGGAACUAUUAAUGCUGAUGCUUUACGCGAUAGUGGUAUUGGAAGAUCUCUUAUGUAUUUAUAUAAACAUCCGCGUGAAACAAAAGAAAACAAAAUUAAAUUAAUCAAAAUUAUUCAUGAUUGGGCUCGACCUAUUUUCAAUUUGGAUACAGAUUAUAAACUUUUAACACGUGAAGAACGAUUACAACGUGAUGUCGACCAAGCGACGCUUAAACGGCAAACAUCGUUAACAGGAAAACCGAAAAAUCGACGUGCUGAUGUAGAUUUACCUUUUUCUAGCGACGGCCGACAAGACGACGACGACGAAUUAAAUAACGAUGACGAUUGUCCACGUGCUCGUGUUCCACGGCCUUCAAAUAAAGAUUACAUUAUACGACCCGCUUCAACUGCUGAAUAUCCAGAGAAAAGGAGCGACGGUAAAAAGAGAACCGUAUCCCGUUUAGAUGCCAUCAAACGACAGCAACAAGAUCGUAAACGAAAUUCAAAACCGAUGUCUAUUGUUAAACUUAGUAUUGAAGGAAAUAAAAUGCAUUUGUAA
Molecule: messenger RNA, 1878 nt
Organism: Rotaria socialis
Lineage: Eukaryota; Metazoa; Rotifera; Eurotatoria; Philodinida; Philodinidae
Source: the annotation of a GenBank genome assembly